Molecule: messenger RNA, 1056 nt
Organism: Camelina sativa (false flax)
Lineage: Eukaryota; Viridiplantae; Streptophyta; Magnoliopsida; Brassicales; Brassicaceae
Source: RefSeq, a predicted model, not a curated record
AUGGAUGUUCGAAAUUCCUUUCUCCAUGGAGACCUUACCAAAACCGUCUACAUGAAGCAACCAGAAGGUUUUGUUGAUAAAGAACAUCAUGAUCAUGUGUGUCUAUUGCAUAAGUCUCUUUAUGGACUCAAACAAGCUCCAAGAGCAUGGUUUGACAAAUUCAGUAACUUUCUACUGAAGUUUGGUUUCUUUUGCAGUAUAAGAGAUCCAUCUCUAUUCAUUUGUGCCAAAAACAAUGAUGCCAUCUUCUUGCUUUUGUACGUUGAUGAUAUGGUGAUCACAGGAAACUCAUCUGGUUUGCUUAAUUCUCUGCUUGAUGCGCUCAAUCAACAGUUCAGAAUGAAGAAUUUGGGAGAACUACAUUACUUCCUUGGGAUUCAAGCUCAGUUUCAUCCUCAAGGUUUAUUUCUCUCUCAACAAAAAUAUGCAGAGGACCUCCUUAUAGAAGCAGCGAUGUCCAAUUGUUCCUCAGUUGCUACUCCUCUGUCACAACAGCUCAACAGAACACCAAUGCAAGAUAAGCUUUUCAAAAAUCCAAAAUACUUCAGAAGCCUAGUAGGAAAACUUCAGUACCUAACUUUAACUAGGCCUGAUAUCCAGUUUGCAGUCAACUAUGUGUGUCAUAAAAUGCAUGCUCCUACUGUCUCAGAUUUUCAAUUGCUUAAGCGCAUUCUCAGAUAUAUCAAAGGAACCACCACAAUGGGUAUCUCCUUCAAUAAAAAUACAGACUACAAAAUGAGGGUGUUCAGUGAUAGUGAUUACAACGGUUUCCAAUCCUCUAAUCGUUCCACUGGCGGGUUCUGUACGUUUCAUGGCAACAACAUCAUAUCCUGGUCUUCCAAAAAGCAACCAACUGUUUCUAAAAGCUCUAUUGAAGCCGAAUAUAGGGCUAUGUCUGAAGCUACAUCUAAAAUUACAUGGCUGGUGAAUCUUUUACAAGACCUUGGAGUUCCUCAGUUUCACAAGCCAGAGCUUUUCUGUGAUAAUCUAAUCCAAGUUUCCAUGCUCGCACAAAGCACUUUGCCACUCAUUAUCACUAUGUUCGAGAACAAGUAG